CUCUUUGCUUCUCUCUCUGCUCCAGUUUCGUCAGAGGUGAGACUAACAUGGACCAAACUAAAACAUCUCCUCCAUGCCAAUCCCAACAGACACGAUAUUGUACAGAUAUGAUUCGAGACUGAGAGAGAAAUCCAUAAACCAGCCAGUAUGGAGACUCUGAAUUCCUCCCAAACCACCAGCAUCAGCAGCGGGGAUAACAGCCUCUUCUCUGCAAGCCCGUACUCCACUGUGGAGAUUGUACUCAUCAUCCUGGUGGCCGGAUCCCUCAGUCUGUUCACUGUCAUCGGAAACAUCCUGGUCAUGCUCUCUAUAAAGGUAAACAGGAACCUGCAGACUGUCAACAACUACUUCCUGUUCAGCCUGGCCUGUGCGGACCUCAUUAUUGGCCUCUGCUCCAUGAACCUCUACACCGUCUACAUUGUGAUUGGCUACUGGCCCCUGGGAGCCGUGGUGUGCGACCUGUGGCUGGCGGUUGAUUAUGUUGUCAGCAACGCUUCAGUCAUGAACCUGCUCAUCAUCAGUUUCGACCGUUACUUCUGUGUCACCAAGCCACUCAGCUAUCCGGCGCGCCGCAGCACCAAGAUGGCGGGUUUGAUGAUCGCUGCGGCCUGGGUCUUGUCCUUCGUCCUGUGGGCCCCGGCCAUUUUGUUCUGGCAGUUCAUAGUGGGGGGGAGAACCGUACCGCCAGGUGAGUGCUACAUCCAGUUCUUCUCAAACCCUGCAGUGACGUUUGGGACAGCCAUCGCAGCUUUUUACCUACCGGUGGCCAUCAUGAUCUACCUCUAUUGGCGCAUCUCCAAGGCCAGCCGCAGCCGCGUGAAGAGGAACACUAGGAAGCCGUCAGGGGCCAGUCUGGGGGAGGGCCCCUCUCACAGCCAGGAGGACGGAUGUCAGAACGACGGCAUCACAACAGGAGAUGCUCAUGGAGAGGCUGCAGAUGGGAAGGAGAAGGAAAUGCUGCAACAGCAGAAUGGAAACGGGCAUAGUCAUGAAGAAAGAACUGAUCAGGCAGACUCCACAGACGACAGGAACCACGCUUCAACGUCUAAAGAUACUGCCGUCCCUGCUUCCUCUCAGAAAUGUUCAAAUGGUGAGAAAAAGACAAACCAAACUCAGCCACCUUCUCCGGAGAACUCCACCGCUGACAGACAAAGUCUGACCGCAAGGACCCUGUUUAAGGUGACAAAGCAGAGUGCUGUGGCAAAGUGGAAAAGGAAGGGCGUUUCUUCCAGGGAGAAAAAGGUGACGCGCACCAUUAUGGCCAUCCUGGUUGCUUUUGUAGCCACAUGGACCCCGUACAAUGUCAUGGUGCUGAUCAACACCUUUUGUUCCAUCUGCAUCCCAAACUCCCUGUGGACCAUCGGCUACUGGCUCUGCUACAUCAACAGCACCAUCAACCCAGCAUGUUACGCCCUCUGCAACGCGACCUUCAAAAACACCUUCAAGCACCUGCUCAUGUGCCAGUACAAAAACAUACGAACAGCACGAUGAGGGCCAACAAGCUGACUCAUGUUUGUGAUAAAUCUAGUGAACUGAAAUGACACA
Molecule: messenger RNA, 1545 nt
Organism: Gymnodraco acuticeps
Lineage: Eukaryota; Metazoa; Chordata; Actinopteri; Perciformes; Bathydraconidae
Product: muscarinic acetylcholine receptor M2-like
Exons: 4
Coding region: 148-1491 (447 amino acids)
Biological process (GO): adenylate cyclase-activating adrenergic receptor signaling pathway
Cellular component (GO): plasma membrane
Molecular function (GO): G protein-coupled acetylcholine receptor activity
Source: RefSeq, a predicted model, not a curated record